AUGGGUCGUGGAAGAUGGAGCGUUGAAGGUGGAGAGGUCGUUGCUGCGGCCACGCCUCUUUUGGGCUCGAGGAAGGCUGGCGAGAAAUGCUUGGCCAAAGACUUCCGGUUUAAGUCUUUCUUUUUCCCUCUUUUCACCACCUGCAGGCCGCCCAGUUCCUGCAACACUUGGAGUCUCAGCGCAACGGCCGUUGCGUCACGAGUGUGCUCGACGAGUCCGAGACCGCCUGACGAAGGCCAGAAAGUCUGUCAUGUGCCUCGCCCUUCGAACGCGUUACGCCGUUGCGUAGACUGGCCCGAAGAGUCGGCCAUUUCAGGAGCAUCAGAUCCCGUCUCGUCUCCUCUUUCCCGUUUGAAGGAGUCAAUCGGAGCCAAAGUUUGGACGUAG
Molecule: messenger RNA, 387 nt
Organism: Protopolystoma xenopodis
Lineage: Eukaryota; Metazoa; Platyhelminthes; Monogenea; Polystomatidea; Polystomatidae
Source: the annotation of a GenBank genome assembly